CCUUAACGUUAGCUCUUGGUUAGGUACUAAUCAGAGAAUAGGCUAACGUUCUAUACGUUCUGUGUUACUAGAGUAGGUAACAGUUGUUGGAGAAAUCCCGUUAAAACGUUUGGAUGAUUAAAUAGAAAUACAAAUAUAUAUAUAAAAAAUGCAUAAACCGUUCUUCAAAGUGGAUGUUCUGAAAGACAUGGAGAAGGAAUACGCUAAGACCCUUCGACAGGUGUUUAUCCGUUGUGUGGCUCUUCCUGGUCUAACUGAAGAGUUGUGGACAGAGGAGAAUGAAAAGACUUUGGAUCAAUUUAUUGUUGACACCACUAUCAAAACCUUGGUGGUUUACAUAGACACUGAUGCCAGGCUGCACGUGGACUUCUCUAUUCCCUCACAGGUGGUGGAGCACCUGUUCUAUUUUAUCCGCAAGUCUGGAGCCAUAAUCACAGCAGAGACGUUUAAUAUGGUAGUGCAGUUUGGCACAGUGCAGGGCGAUCCCGCCAAGGGGCUGCUUCAUCGCAUGACCUGUUUGCAUGCCCCUGCAGUUGCUGCCAGCACCUGGAACAAGAACAUAAAGGACAAAUAUACCCACGACAUGCACUGUUUCCUUGCCCUCCUCACAGAUGAUGUCUAUAAGAAGGAGGGCAAAACAGUUCUAUAUAUCCCAAUGGAAUGCCUACAGUUCAGCCCUGAGGACGCCAUCAAGGACUUGAAGCUGGUAGAGAGAAUGGAGACUGUCAUGAUCCACUGGACAGAUCAGAUCAAGGAAGUACUGAAUGACCAAAAUAUAAUAAUGAUGGGUGACAGCUGUGGUCCACUGCGAGAGAUAGCCUUCUGGAAAAGCCGCUCUGACAAGUUGCUGGCUGUCAACAAGCAGCUGCAGAAGCCAGAAGUCAGGCACAUUCAGAACAUCCUGCAGCUCUCCAAGUCUCUCACUGUAGUGCGCUUCUGUGAUCUGGCCAAGGAAAUACAGGAUUGCUCUCAGCAGGCCGAGUUAAACGCAAAAUUCCUCUCCAUAUUGAAGGAGCCAUGUGAAGAGCUCGCGCAGCUCAAGCCAAGCCAAGUUGCUCCUAAGAUGAAACACAUUGUCAAUCUGAUUAGCAUCAUCUGGGACAACAACGUUCACUACAGCACCAGCGAGAGGAUCAUCGGUCUCUUCACCAUGGUGACAAAUGAGAUAAUCCGUUUGUGCUUCCAAAGCAUCUCUCUGGACAGGGUUUUUGAGGGCUAUGUGUUAUCCAGCAAGCAAAGCCUCAGUGAAUGUAUCCAGUGCUGCCUGACCUGGAAGGAGACUUACCUGCACGUCGCACAGAUUCAACGCAAGUAUUCUCCAAAAGGGUGGGUCCUGGAUGAAACUAGCUUUUUCAUGUUAGUUGAUGCUUCUAUUCAGAGAUUCAGAGACCUGCUUGAGGUAUGUGACUGCCAGCAUCAAUUUGCCCGUUGGGAGGAUGGUCAGCAGAGGGACCUGCCUUGCUUCGGCUGCUGCCUGGGACCAGAAUUCACCCGUUCCUUCCUGGAGAUAGAGGGUCACUUCCACGAUGGCCUACAGAAACUACGCUCUGUUGACAAGGGCAUCCUUGAUGUUGAGAACACCUCAUGGCAGAAUGAAUUCAGCGCGUUUAAUGCAUUAGUAAAGGAGCUGGAAAUGAUGAUGCGGCUCCUGAUCAAUUCAGUGUUUAAGAAAGUGUACAGAGUGGAGGACGGAAUCCUGCUCGUGGACAGUUUUAGACCUCUGUCUAUUCGAAAGAACAUUAAGAAAACCAUAGAGGAGAAGGCGGAGGAAGUGUACAACAUCUUUUCCAAAGAACUCACAAUGGUUAACAAAGAGCUGAACCAGAGAAGAUUUUUUCCUGACCACAUGCCCCGGAUGGCAGGCCAGGCCCACUGGGUGAGGGCCCUCAGAUAUCGCAUAGAGAGACCCAUGGAGAUGCUUCAAAAGGCCUAUUUCAUGCCUGAGACAUCUAGUCAAAGGCAGUUAGUUUUGACUUUUGGUCAAACAAUCCAGUGUUUGGAUGAGAUAGAGAGCAAGAGCUACUAUGAGUGGAGCCAGAACUUGGACGUACAGUACUUGAAGUUGCUGGAGAAGCCAAUCAUGGUGCGCUGCAAGGACAGUUCCACCAAGCUAGGCGUGAACUUUGACAAUGACAUCUUGAACCUGUUCUCUGAGAUUGAAUAUUGGGAUCGUCUAAAGUACGAGAUUCCCCCGUGUGUGCGUCCCAUUUACCAGCGAAGGGAGAGCCUCAAAACACUGAGAGAGAGUGCACUGCUGCUGAUCAGGAACUAUAACAGGAUCAUUGGAAUGCUGUCUCCUGAUGAGUUGGGUCUGUUUCGGGAGCACAUUAGUUUGAUAAAUAAGAAGAUUCAGCCGGGACUGACCAAGGUGAAGUGGUUGCCUGAAGAAGACUCUAGUGUCUUCAUCCAGAGCUGUCUCCCCCACAUUGACAAGGUCCAGUUGAUAGUUGAUGGAUACAAAACAUCCAACCUCUCCAUAUCCAGCCUCUGUCGCCAGAUCAGUGAAACACUGCUGGUUAGACUGGAUGACAAGACCGUAUACAGAAACCUGGAGUUUGAGGAUGACCAAAAGGCUCACCAGCAACGCAACCUCCAAAUACUGCGCUCAGCACACCAGGAUAUUGUUGAACUCAUGACCCGCAUUCACAGCACCGUCACUAGUGAUGGGCCUGAGGUUGAGGAUCACUGGGUGACCUACACAGAGAAGGUGGACCACAUGGUGGAGGAAGCUCUAAGGAGCAACAUCAAAAACUCCAUGAAGAAGCUAUCCAGGGCUAUCAAUGGAGACAGAAAGACAUCACCCAAUCCCUUGUUCAAAGUCCUGGUAUCAUUGCACCAGGCAACUCCCAAAACCACACCCAAGGUCGAGUUCUCGCCGACACUUGGAAAGCUUUCUCAGAUUGUGGACUUAAUGCCUCGGCUCAUCGACACCAUCUCAGAAUUUAAACGACUGCCUGAACUUCUAUCCUGCAAACAGUUGCAGUGGAAUCCCAUACACAUCAACAUAGAGCAAGAUGAGGAGAUAAAGAAGAUUCAGGCUGCAAUUGCCACAGGGAUGGCAGCCAAUGUCAGCCACCUGCAGGCCUACCUGAAGACCUGGGACAAAUACAGGGAUGUCUGGGAAAUCAACAAGGACUCAUUUAUACAACGCUACCGGAGACUAAACCCACCAGUCACUUCUUUUGAUGCCGAUAUAAACAGGUAUACAGAAAAGGCUAACAGUGUUGAACAGGAACAGACGGUUCUGAACAUUCGGUUUGUCAUGCUGGACUGUUCCAUACUGAAGUCCUCUUUGGUGGAGCACUGCAGCGAGUGGCAAACCAAGUUAACUCACCUGCUCAGCUGUAUGGCCAGCAGCCGCCUAAAAGAUCUUAAUGCCUGGUUGCAAGACAAUACCAAAAGGCUGAGCCAACCCCCCAAGACGCUGGCGGAGCUUGAGGAGAGCCUGAAACUCUUGGAGGCUGUCCGAGGCGAUCUGGCCAAGACAGAGGCUCAGAUUCCUCUCAUUCAUGAUCAGUUUGCUAUCCUCGACAAAUAUGAGGUCUCAGUGGAACAGGCUGUGCAGGACUUGCGUGAGGCACUGAAUGGAGAGUGGGUGUGGUUUCAGCGUGUAUUGAUCAACAGUGACACAAUGCUGCAGGAACACAAGGAAAAGUUUAAGAACAGCCUCAUGCUCUCCUCUGAGGAGUUUAAGAAGAAGAUUCAGAACACUGUGCAGGAGUUUAACUACAGAGGUCCUUUUUUCAGUGGGCUGGGCACUACGUUUGCCUUUAAGGAAAUAGCAGAGCUUCGUAGCCAGCUGGAGGCUCUGAAAGAGGAAGAGCACACCAUUCUUCACGGGCUGAGCUUCUUCAAAAUAGAACAGUCCCUUUCCAAAGGCAUCCGGAUGAUGGAGAAGGACAUUGACGACCUACAGCAGGUCUGGGAGAUCACACAGAAAUGGAAUGUCAAAUGGAACAGCUGGAAGGUUGGACAAUUUGCUACACUGGAGACAGAUACGAUGGAGAACGUGACACAAGACAUGUUCAAAAAAAUCCAAAAACUCCACAGAGAACUAAAGGAUAAGGAGUGGGAAGUAGUAGAUUUCUCCAUGAACAAGAUUGACCAGUUAAAACGGAUUAUCCCUCUCAUUGCUGAUCUGAGGAACCCAGCCCUGAGAGACAGACACUGGAAGCAGAUCUGGGACAAUCUGCCGUGCUCUUAUGACCAAACUAGCACUGAAUUUACCCUGGAGAAGAUCAUAUUUCUGGGCUUCGACAAGUAUGCUGACAAGAUCUGUGAAAUCUCUGGAGCCGCCACCAAGGAACUCUCCAUAGAACAGAGUCUGGAGGGUAUUGCAAAGACAUGGGAGGAAAUGUUCCUGGACGUAGCUCCCUACAAAGACAAAGACCACUACUGGCUGAGGGCUACAGAGGAUGUUUUCCAGGCCUUGGAGGACAGCCAGGUUAUUCUGUCCACAAUGAAGGCUUCUCAAUUUGUCAAAGCCUUUGAGCAGGAGGUGGACGGCUGGGAACGCCAGCUGUCCCAGGUGCUGGAAGUCAUUGAGAUGAUCCUCACUGUACAGCGUCAGUGGAUUUAUCUGGAGAAUAUUUUUGAAGGAAAGGACAUCUGUGAGCAGUUGAAUUGUGAGUUCAAAGAAUUUGAACAUGCAAGUUAUGUUUGGAAAACCCUCAUGGGCCGACUCCACAAGGAUAACAACGCUUUGCAGGGAACACAUCACCCUGGCUUGCUGGAGAAGCUGACAGAGAUGAAUGCCAAACUGGAGAAAAUCAAAAAGGCCCUGGACAUGUACCUGGAGACCAAGAGGCAGAUCUUCCCAAGAUUCUACUUCCUUUCCAAUGAUGACGUGCUAGAGAUCCUAGGGCAGUCACAGAACCCAGAAGCCAUGCAACCUCACCUGAAGAAGUGUUUUGACAACAUCAAGAGCCUGCGCAUUGAAGAGGUGGAAAGUAAGCCAGUUGCUGUGGGAAUGUCUUCUGCUGAUGGGGAGUAUGUUGCUUUGUCCUCAGUGAAACUGGACAGACCUGUGGAGGUUUGGCUGUGUGAUGUUGAGAAGAACAUGCGUUUAACACUAAAGAAGUGUCUGACCAACUGCCUUGGCGCUCUGAAGAGGAUGGCAGGACAGAGAGACAAAUGGAUCAGAGACUGGCCAGGACAGGUGAUCAUCACAGCCAGUCAGAUCCAGUGGACCACCAAUGUCACAAAAGCUCUCAUUGCCAGCAAGGAGGGAGCUGAUAAGUCUCCCCUUAAGUCCCUGAAGAAGAAACAGGUCUCCAUGCUUCAGCGCUAUUCAGAGGCCAUCCGUGGAAACCUGUCCAAAGUCCAACAUCUGAAGAUUGUAACGCUAGUCACAGUGGAGGUUCAUGCUCGGGAUGUCAUUGAUAAGCUGGCUAAGGCAGGCUGCAAUGACAUCAAUGCCUUUGAAUGGUUCUGCCAACUGCGACUAUACUGGGAGACGGACGCAUGUGAUUGCAUCAUCCGACAGACCAACACACAUUUCAGAUACGGCUAUGAGUACCUGGGCAACUCUGGACGGCUUGUCAUCACUCCACUUACUGACAGGUGCUACAUGACUCUGACUACAGCACUCCAUCUCCAUCGAGGGGGAUCUCCUAAAGGCCCGGCUGGUACUGGGAAAACAGAAACAGUGAAGGACUUAGGCAAAGCGCUUGGCAUGUAUGUCAUUGUAGUCAACUGCUCUGAGGGACUGGGAUACAAAUCCAUGGGACAAAUGUUCUCUGGCCUGGCACAGACAGGAGCAUGGGGGUGCUUCGAUGAGUUCAACCGCAUCAACAUUGAGGUGUUGUCAGUAGUGGCCCAACAGAUCCUCUCCAUCCUGUCUGCCCUCUCAGCUGGACAGUCCAGAUUCCAUUUUGACGGACAGCACAUACCUCUGGUCAGGUCAUGUGGCAUCUUUAUAACCAUGAAUCCUGGUUACGCUGGUCGUACUGAGCUUCCAGACAACCUCAAGUCCAUGUUCAGACCUAUCUCCAUGGUGGUGCCGGACUCUACUCAAAUUGCUGAAAUCAUGUUGUUUGCAGAGGGAUUCAACAACUGCAAGGUCCUGGCUAAGAAGGUGUUCACCCUGUACUCACUUGCAGUGCAGCAACUAUCUAAGCAGGACCACUAUGAUUUUGGUCUGCGUGCUCUCACAUCCUUGCUUCGCUAUGCUGGAAAGAAGCGCCGCUCUUGCCCUGAUGUUCCCGACGAAGAAAUUCUGCUGAUGGCUAUGAAGGAGAUGAACAUUGCCAAGUUGACCACUACUGACUUGCCAAUGUUCAAUGGGAUUAUCCAGGACUUGUUCCCUUCUGUGGAAACACCCGUCAUAGAAUAUGGCAAGCUGAAGGAGGCUAUAGAGGUGGAGCUUCGUCAGAGUGGUUUGCAGGUGACUCCUUUUACCAUGACCAAAAUCAUCCAACUUCAUGAGACUAAAAACUCUCGACACUCCUCCAUGCUGGUGGGCAAAACAGGCAGUGGUAAGAGCGUCACUUGGAAGACUCUCCAGAAUGCCCUCACUGCCAUGCACCACAAGGGAGUGCCUGGCUUCCAGCUGGUCCAGGUUUAUCCCCUGAACCCCAAGGCAAUGACUCUAGGAGAGCUGUAUGGACAAAAUGACCUCUCCACCAAUGAAUGGACUGAUGGAGUGCUUUCUUCUCUCAUGAGAUCAGCCUGUGCAGAUGAGAAACCAGAUGAGAAGUGGAUUGUGUUUGAUGGGCCUGUUGACACACUGUGGAUAGAGAGUAUGAACUCUGUUAUGGAUGACAACAAGGUGCUCACGCUCAUCAAUGGAGAGAGAAUCUCUAUGCCGGAACAGGUAUCUCUGCUGUUUGAAGUGGAGAACUUGGCAAUGGCGUCUCCAGCUACAGUAUCUCGCUGUGGGAUGGUCUACAAUGAUUACACUGAUCUGGGAUGGAAGCCUUUUGUUCAGUCCUGGCUGGAAAAGAGACCUAAGGCUGAAGUGGACCAUUUAAAGCAUAUGUUUGAGAAAUAUAUAAAGAGCACGCUGAACUUUAAGAAGUGCAACUGUAAGGAGCUGAUUCCCAUCACUGAUCUGAAUGGAGUUGCCUCUCUCUGCCACCUCUAUGACUCCCUGGCCACAUCCAUCAAUGGGGUGAAUACUUCAGAUACAGAACACUUGGGUAGGAUGAUAGAGCUCUGGUUCAUCUUCAGCCUCAUCUGGUCCCUCUGUGCCUCUGUUGAUGAGGAUGGACGCAAGAAAAUAGACAUGUUCCUACGGGAAAUGGAGGGCACCUUCCCUACCAAGGACACAGUAUAUGAGUACUAUGUUGACACCAAAAACAAAACCUGGGCUUCUAUUGAAGAUAAGCUGCCAAAGGACUGGCGUUACAAUACCAAUAUUCCAUUCUAUAGGAUUAUGGUUCCUACAGUGGACACUGUUCGCUACAACUUCCUGGUUAAGGCUCUGGUGUUGGGUCACUAUCCAGUUCUUCUCACUGGGCCUGUUGGCAGUGGUAAAACAUCGGUGGCCCAAAGUGUCCUGAAUGGAUUGGAUGAGAAAUGGAAUGGCCUCACUGUCAACAUGUCCUCACAGACCACCUCUAAUAACAUUCAGGCCAUAAUGGAAAGCCGUCUAGAGAAGAGAACCAAAGGAGAAUUUGUGCCAGCAGGUGGGAAGCGUCUGCUGUGCUUCCUGGAUGACCUCAACAUGCCAGCCCAUGAUCUCUUUGGCUCCCAGCCACCACUGGAACUGCUGCGCCUUUGGAUCGACUAUGGCUUUUGGUAUGACCACCAGAAACAGACCCUAAAGUCUGUCAAGGACAUGUUCUUGUUGGCAUCCAUGGGGCCCCCUGGUGGAGGGAGGACUCAUAUUUCUGACCGCUUACAGAGUCGAUUCAACCUUAUCAACAUGACAUUCCCUCAUGAGUCCCAGAUCAGGCGAAUCUACAGUACCAUGAUCAACCAAAAGCUAGAGUUCUUUGGGGAGGAGGUGAAGCCCAUUGGAGAGAUACUGACUCAGGCCACUUUAGAACUGUAUCAUGCUGUUUCAGCUCGUUUUCUUCCCACUCCAGCCAAGGUACACUACCUCUUCAACUUCAGGGAUAUCUCCAAGGUGUUUCAGGGUCUGCUAAGAGCUCACCCAGACUUCCACAACACCAAAAAGAGCAUCACGAGACUAUGGAUCCACGAGUGUUUCAGGGUUUUCUCAGACCGACUAGUAGAUCACAGUGAGACGGAGGCCUUUGUUGUUUUACUGGUGGAGAAACUGGCCUCACUCUUUGACCUCACGUUUCACAACAUCUGCCCAAAUAAACAGCCACCAGUAUUUGGUGAUUUCAUGAGUGAGUCUCAUGUGUGUGAGGACCUACAGGAUAUGAAGGCUCUCAAGAAGUUCAUGGAAAACCAGCUGGAGGACUACAAUCAGACACCUGGCGUAGUCCCCAUGAGCCUGGUGCUCUUCCGAGAUGCCAUCGAACACAUAACCCGUGCAGUACGUGUGAUCAGCCAGCCCAGAGGCAACAUGCUGCUGGUUGGUGUUGGGGGCUCUGGUAGACAGAGCCUGUCAAAGAUGGCUGCCUCCAUCUGUGAGUACCAGGUAUUCCAGGUGGAAGUCACCAAUCAGUACUGCAAACAGGAGUUUAGAGAAGACAUCAAGAAGCUCUACCGUUUGACUGGUGUGGACAAUAAGCCCACGGUCUUCCUGUUCAGUGACACCCAGAUUGUAGAUGAAUCCUUCCUAGAGGACAUCAAUAACAUCCUGAGUUCAGGAGAAGUGCCUAACCUCUACAAACAGGAUGAGUUUGUUGAGGUAUGCAAUGCCCUGUCAGAGUCUGCCAAAAAAGACAAUGUGGUGCAAACUCCAGACUCCUUGUUCAGCUACUUGGUAGAGCGAGUUAGGAACAACCUGCACAUAGUUCUCUGUAUGAGCCCAGUAGGAGAGCCCUUCAGGAAACGCAUCCUCCAGUACCCAGCGCUCAUCAGCUCCACCUCCAUUGACUGGUUUUGUGAGUGGCCCAGAGACGCUUUGCUGGAAGUAGCUGAGAGGCACUUGGAUGGACUGGAGCUGGGCUCCAUUGAAGGGAUCCAGACAAAGGUUGCCAGUAUCUUUGUGACCAUACACCAGUCCGUAGCACAGGUGUCGCAAAGGAUGAAGUUGGAGCUGCAGAGACAUAAUUACGUGACACCCACCAACUACCUGGAGCUUGUGUCUGGAUACAAGAAGCUGUUGGCAGAGAAACGCAGUGAACUGGGGGAGCAGGUGAGCAAGCUACGUAACGGCCUUUUCAAGAUCAGUGACACACGGGAGAAGGUGGAGGCCAUGUCUAUAGAGCUGGAGCAGGCCAAGAAGCAGGUGGUCGAGUUCCAGAUCCAGUGCGACGAGUACCUGUCCGUCAUUGUAGAGCAGAAGAUGGAGGCUGACAAGCAACAGAGGGCGGUGAGUGCAAGCAGUGAGAAAAUUGGGGCAGAAGAGUUACAGUGUAAAGCCAUGGCAGAGGAUGCACAGAGAGACCUUGACGAGGCCCUGCCUGUUUUAGAGGAGGCCAUGAAGGCUCUGGAGACUCUGAACAAGAAGGACAUGACAGAGAUCAAGGCGUAUAGCUGCCCCCCACCGCUGGUGGAGACAGUGAUGCAGGCUGUCAUGACCCUUCUGGGCAAAGAGCCCACCUGGGCAGAGGCCAAGAGACAGCUGGGUGAGUCCAACUUCAUCAAAACGUUAGUAAACUUUGACAAGGACAAUGUAUCGAACCGUGUCUUGAAGAAGAUUGGCAAGUACUGCAGACAGGUAGACUUUCAGCCAGAGGUCAUCGGCAAAGUAUCACUGGCUGCCAAGUCCCUCUGCAUGUGGGUCAGGGCCAUGGAGACCUAUGGGCAUACCUACAGGGUGGUGGAGCCAAAACGGGCCCAGCUGAACGCUGCUAUGGCACAGCUAGCAGAGAAACAGUCAGCACUGGCUGAAGCCCAAAACAAGCUACGAGAGAUCGGAGAGAGACUUGACCAGCUGAAGAAGCAGCAUGGUGAGAAGCUGGCCAUGAAGGAGAAUUUGAGGAAGCAAUCCGAUGAGAUGAAAGUGAAACUGGACCAAGCUGACAAACUGGUGACUGGACUUGCUGAGGAGAGGAUCCGCUGGGAGGAGAGAGUUGCUGGUCUUGAGGAAAACAUAGGAUUCCUGGCAGGAGACUGUUUGCUAGGAGCAUCGUUCCUGUCCUACAUGGGACCUUUCCUUUCAAACUAUAGAGAUGAGCUACUUGCAAUCUGGAUGAAAGAGGUACGAGACUUGGAGAUCCCAUGCACCCCAGGGUUCAGUUUUGCAGUUUUUCUGUCCAAGCCCACAGCAGUGAGGGACUGGAACAUUCAGGGCCUGCCCUCUGAUGCAUUCUCUACUGAGAAUGGAGUUAUCGUCACACGCGGCAACCGAUGGCCACUGAUGGUUGACCCCCAAGGUCAGGCUCUUAAGUGGAUCAAGAAUAUGGAGAGAAAGAGAGGUCUGAAAGUAAUAGACUUUCAAAUGCCAGACUACCUGCAGGUGCUGGAGAUCGCCAUCCAGUUUGGGAAUCCUGUUUUGUUACAGAAUGUCCAGGAGGAGUUGGAGCCCUCUCUCAACCCAGUUCUUAACAAAUCUCUAACACGGAUAGGUGGCAGGCUGCUGCUGAAGCUGGGUGAUAAGGAGGUGGAGUACAGUCCAGAGUUUCGUUUCUACAUCACCACCAAGCUGUCUAACCCCCACUACACACCAGAGAUUUGUGCAAAGACCACCAUAGUCAACUUUGCUGUCAAGGAACAGGGACUUGAAGCCCAACUACUGGGAAUUGUGGUGCGUAAGGAGCGUCCAGAGCUGGAAGAACAAAAGGACUCUUUGGUGAUCAGCAUUGCCUCUGGCAAGAGAAGAUUGCAGGAGCUGGAGGAUGAAAUCCUCAGGCUGCUGAGUGAGGCGACUGGCUCACUGCUGGAUGAUGUACAGCUGGUGAACACCCUACAGACAAGCAAAGCAACAGCCACUGAGGUUUCAGAGCAACUGGAGACCAGUGAACAGACAGAGAUCGAUAUCGACUCUGCUAGAGAGGCCUACCGUCCAUGUGCCCAGCGAGCCUCCAUUCUCUUCUCCAUCCUAAACAACAUGGGCUGCAUUGAUCCAAUGUACCAGUUCUCAUUGGAUGCCUACAUUAACCUGUUCAACCUCAGCAUAAAAAAGAGCAAGCGCAGCCGCAAGCUGAAGGAGAGGAUUACUAACCUCAAUGACUACCACACAUAUGCAGUAUACAGGUACACGUGUCGUGGUCUGUUUGAGGUUCACAAGCUGCUCUUCAGCUUCCAAAUGUGUGCCAAAAUCCUGGAGGUGGCUGGCAAACUUAACAUGGAUGAGUACAACUUCUUUGUCAGAGGAGGACUCGUACUAGAUAAAGAGGAUCAAAUGGACAACCCCUGUAGCAGUUGGCUGGCAGACUCUAGCUGGGAUAACAUCACAGAGUUGGAUAAGUUGCCCAACUUUGAUGGCAUCAUGGCCUCCUUUGAACAGUACCCCCGAGAGUGGAACCUCUGGUUCACCAGUGCUGAGCCAGAGCAUGCCACACUACCGGGUGAUUGGGGGAAUAACUGUAAUGAGCUCCAGAAGAUGCUGAUAGUGCGCUCAUUGCGCCAAGACCGGGUCUCACUGUGCGUGUCCUCCUUCAUUGUUAACAACCUUGGGCUUCGCUUUGUGGAGCCGCCUGUUCUUGACAUGAAGGCUGUUGUGGAGGAAUCUACCUGCUUGACUCCUCUGAUCUUUGUUCUGUCUCCUGGGAUGGACCCCACAGGAGCUCUGCUGCAGCUGGCUGAGACCUCUGGCAUGAGCAAGCACUUCCAUGCUCUCUCUCUGGGCCAGGGACAGGCCCCCAUCGCCAAGAACAUGAUAAAGGAGGGUGUCAAGAAUGGUCAUUGGGUGUUCCUUGCCAACUGUCACCUGUCUCUCUCGUGGAUGCCUGAGCUGGACAAGCUGGUGGAGCAGCUACAGGUGCAGAAGCCCCACCCAAACUUCCGACUCUGGCUCAGCUCUUCGCCACACCCUGAGUUUCCCAUUACAAUCCUACAGGCUGGCAUCAAGAUGACCACUGAACCACCAAAGGGUGUGAAAGCCAACAUGAAGCGUCUGUACCAGCUGGUUACGGAGGAUCAGUUCAAUCGCUGCUUAAGACCCAUUUUCUACAGAAAGCUGCUCUUCUCCCUCUGCUUUUUUCACAGCAUCCUACUGGAAAGGAAGAAGUUUUUACAGCUGGGCUGGAACAUAGUCUAUGGCUUCAAUGAUUCUGACUUUGAGGUGAGCGAAAACCUGCUGACCCUGUACCUAGAUGAGUAUGAAGAGAUUCCCUGGGAUGCACUGAAGUACCACAUUGCUGAGGUUAACUAUGGAGGUCACGUCACAGAUGACUGGGACAGACGUCUUCUGACCACUUACAUCAAUGACUACUUCUGUGAUGCAGCCAUAAAUGAGCCCUUCUUCAAGCUGUCCUCCUUAACUUCCUAUUACAUCCCCCGUGACGGUCCCCAGUCCUCAUACAAGGAACAUAUCAGCAUGCUGCCAUCCACAGAGCACCCUGAGGUGUUUGGCCAGCACCUUAAUGCGGACAUUGUUAGCCAGAUCGCUAAGACCAGGACUCUGUUUGAAACCCUGCUCUCCCUGCAGCCCCAGGUCACCGGUCACACUGCUGCAGGGACCAGUCCCAGUAGAGAGGAUAAGGUGUUAGAGCUUUUGGCAGACAUCCGUGGAAUAAUUCCAGCUCCGAUUGACUACGAGGGUACCAGUUCACUGCUCCAGGACAACCCUUCACCUCUUAAUGUGGUGUUGCUGCAAGAGAUCCAGAGAUACAACUCUUUGUUGGACACCAUCAUCUUAUCCCUGGUGGAGCUGGAGAAAGGAAUCAAAGGCUUGGUGGUGAUGUCAUCCAGCUUGGAGGAGACCUUCAACUGCAUCUAUGAUGGCCGAGUACCACCACUGUGGGAGAAGGCGUACCCGUCACUAAAGCCCCUGGCAUCGUGGACCAGGGACCUUAGUCAGAGAGUCAAUCAGUUUGCACACUGGGCAGAGACGAUCCAGCCGCCCGUCUUGUUCUGGCUCUCUGGUUUCACCUUUCCCAACGGUUUCCUCACUGCUGUGCUGCAGUCCUAUGCUCGACAGCACAAUGUAUCAGUGGACACGCUGUCUUGGGAGUUUAUAGUGUCCACUGUUGAUGACAGCAACCUCCUCUACCCACCCGAGGAUGGAGUAUUUGUCCGAGGUUUAUACCUGGAGGGGGCUGGUUGGGACAAGGAGAGCUCCUGUCUGGUGGAAGCAGAAGCCAUGCAGAUGGUCUGUCCCAUGCCCACCAUCCACUUCAAACCUGUGAAAAACCGCAAGAAGACAGCCAAGGGUAUGUACCUGUGUCCAUGUUAUUACUUCCCAGUGCGUUCAGGUGGGGCGGGCCAAGCAUCUUUUGUACUCAGUGUUGAACUCAGAUCUGGAGCCGCGACCCCAGACCACUGGAUCAAGCGAGGGACUGCUCUUCUCAUGAGCCUGGACAACUGAAGGCCUUAAUGGCUUCACUGCUUCACUGGGGCUGCUGGUGUUGUUUAGCCAUCUCAGCAUUUUGAUGACCGUCGGGUGACGUAGAAUAGAGUUUGGACACAUGAACAGUUAAACAGUUAAAAUUAAAUAUUCCAUAAUACUACUUCUAAUUUAAUUUGUAAUGAUAUGAAUUGAAGGAAUUGCAAAUGUUUAAUAAAUACUAGUGGGGCUAUUGAUGAAUUUCCUUGCUAGUCUCUUAGCUUCACACUACACUAAACACACCACAGCUAACCACCAUCACUUCCUGUUUCGGGUUGACAGAGGUAUAUUCCCCGUGAAC
Scatophagus argus is the source of this 13814-nucleotide messenger RNA. It is a transcript of the gene dnah2, whose product is annotated as dynein, axonemal, heavy chain 2. Gene Ontology annotation, cellular component: dynein complex. Gene Ontology annotation, molecular function: minus-end-directed microtubule motor activity; dynein light intermediate chain binding; dynein intermediate chain binding. The record is from RefSeq and is a predicted model, not a curated record. Gene Ontology annotation, biological process: microtubule-based movement. Lineage: Eukaryota; Metazoa; Chordata; Actinopteri; Scatophagidae. Bases 149 to 13495 code for a protein of 4448 amino acids. The transcript has 88 exons.